Molecule: messenger RNA, 1479 nt
Organism: Xenia sp. Carnegie-2017
Lineage: Eukaryota; Metazoa; Cnidaria; Anthozoa; Malacalcyonacea; Xeniidae
Biological process (GO): chaperone-mediated protein complex assembly
Molecular function (GO): ATP binding
Source: RefSeq, a predicted model, not a curated record
CAUAAUGGCAGAUAAUUUGAAAUUUGUGCAAAAUGUUUUAGAAUUCUUAGAUCGGACAGUACAAGUUGUGAAAGCGUCGUUUGGUCCAAAUGGAUUAGACUGUUUAGUUUCAACAACGUCUGGAAAAAUGUUAAUGACAAAUGACGGACAUGCGAUCAUCAAAUCUUUAUCUUUUGGAAAUGUUUUUGGGAAACUGUGCUACAAUGGCAUGGUAAAAUCGGGAAAUUUCAGCAAAAAUGUUGCUUCAAUUAAACAAACACUCACUAUUUCUCAUGGCAUGAAGUAUUUGGCUUUGUCUGUAUUGCCUGGAGUUUUCAAUGACUUGAAAGAUUCAGGAGUUAUAGCUCACUGUUUUGAAGAUGGAAGUAAUAUUAAUUGGUUCAUGAAGGCUAUCCUACGCACAACUAUUGAUGGAAAAUUUAAUCCGAAUAUAUGUACAAUCCUUGUUGACAUUUUAAGUCAAUUAUUAUUUGAAGAAAAUGCUUUACAAAGCUUCAAACUUAUACAAGUCAGAAUAUCAGAUGUUCUUGAUAACUUUAAUGAAGCUGUGUGGGAGGUUCCUGGGAAGCCAUUCACUUGUUCUACAAUUUUACAAGGAGUGCUUUUACCAAGACAAUUUCUUACUAUGGUAAAAAUUUUACCAAAACCAAAAGAUGAGAAGUUUUUAAGUUUGUUAUAUAUGAAUUUAGGAGAAACAUUUGUCAAUGCUUGCAAUCAGAAUUCAAUUGCUGCCAUUCACUUGAUUCCUGAGGAGGACAUUGCCAAAAUUUCCCAAGUAUUUAAUCUGAGCCCAAUAUUUGACAUGAAUGAUUUACCAAUGCAUAUUGCUAUGGCUACUUCAUGUAAAUCAAUGCAAGUUGGACUGCAUACCUAUGUGCAAUUGAUGUCUGAGGAGAUUCACACCAAGCAAAUUAUUCUUUUUGCACCUAAUGAGUCAUUUUGUCAUCAGUACUCAAUGGCAUUAAAAAGCAUGCUAAGAAGCCUCCAAAGCUGUAUAAAACAAACAUCCUCGGGAUGUCAGUGCUUUAUGUCUUAUGUUCCAGGAGGUGGAGCAUUUGAACUCGCAUUUUCUCACGUCCUUGAACAGUACAGGAAAAAAUAUUCAAGCAAUACAAGUUUGAAUUUGGCCAUUGAAAUACUAGAGAAAUCACUACUCGCCAUUCCAAGAGAACUUAUCAGAAAUUCUUCUUGUAAACUCAACAUGUUUCAUUUGAAAGCUCAAACAAGACAAUGUCUAAUAAAGGAUCCAUUGUUAGGCAUCGAUAGAAGUGGAAAUUUCAUUCCAAUUGUUAAGAAAGGAGUUUUGGAGCCGACAAUGGCGAAUUAUGAUUUAAUUUAUUCUGUUUUGCAGCUUUUCAUUCAAAUCAUUCAAACAGAUAAGGUUCUUUUUGUCAAGAAAUUGCCAAGUAAAAAAGAAACUGAAGAUAAUAGUUCUGAUGAUGAAGAUGAUAAAUAAAAGCAACAGAUAUUGCCAUUUUA